Messenger RNA from Nyctereutes procyonoides (raccoon dog), 6561 nucleotides. It is a transcript of the gene SGMS2, whose product is annotated as sphingomyelin synthase 2. Gene Ontology annotation, cellular component: Golgi membrane; endoplasmic reticulum membrane. Gene Ontology annotation, molecular function: ceramide cholinephosphotransferase activity; sphingomyelin synthase activity. Lineage: Eukaryota; Metazoa; Chordata; Mammalia; Carnivora; Canidae. The record is from RefSeq and is a predicted model, not a curated record. The coding region runs from base 1060 to 2157 and encodes 365 amino acids. The transcript is spliced from 9 exons. Gene Ontology annotation, biological process: ceramide biosynthetic process; sphingomyelin biosynthetic process.
UGAUUAACAUUAUGGGCUUUACUAUAGAAAGAGUAGCUUGAAUUAUCCAGGUGGGCCCAAUGUAGUCACACAAGUCCUUUUAAAGCAGGGAAAUUUCUCUAGCUGAGGCAAAGAGAUGCAGCAGGACAAGAAGUCAGAAAGAUUCCAGUUGUGAGAAGGAUUCCACACUCCGUUGCUGGCUCUGGGACAUCCUCUAGCUGGCUCUGGGACAGCCUCUAGCUAUCAAAGGUGGCUCCCAGUUGACAGCCAGCAGAGCAACACAGAGACCUUGAUCCUGCAGCGAGAGGGAACUGGAUUCUGCUAACAGCCUGAAUGGAUCUGGAAGCUUGCCAGAGACUACUGAUAAGAGCCCUGCUUGUCGACACCUUGAUUUCAGUCCUGGUGAAACCCAGAGCUGAGAAACCAGCAGAAUCUGGAGGACUACUGACCUGCAGAAUGAGCUGUCAUCCUCUGCCCCAUCUGACUUCACAGAAAAGAUCUGCUUCAAGACGGGGUGUCAACUGCUACGAGAACCAAGGUGGGGUUCGGCAAGCUGCCAUCUGCAAACAUUCAAGUUCUCAAGAGUACACGUCUGUUUAAACCAGAGGAGCCUUCUUUUGCUCAUGUGCUGAAGUAGACAAGCAUCAUUGGCACAAAGGUGGCCGGGUUCGGCAGCAUGACGAAAAUACUGCUUUCCUAAAUUGAGAACAGCUGGGGCUGUGUUGCCAACAAGUAUAAAAGAGUUGGUGCCGGUGCUCUGUGUUGGGAAGAAGUCUUUGCUCUCUGGACCUCGUGGAGCUUAAGCCGAAGGCACCCUUUCCUCAUCCGUGUCAUGGUGGUGGGAUAGUGACACCUUUGGGAAAAAGAAAAUUGGUUUCCCCUCUUGAAAGUGGCGAGUGUACAGCAGGUAGCUGCAUGGAGGGAACAGUAAUCAGAUGGCUACCUUCUACCUUUUGUGCUAGGAAACAAAAUCAGUUAUAGGAAUCCAUGUUGAUCUCAGAAAUAGAAAGAUUUAAAACCGUUAAGUUUGCACAAAGAACAAGAACUUUACCAUCUUUUUGAUCCGAAGAUUGGAGAACAAUGGAUAUUAUAGAGACAGCAAAACUUGAAGAACAUAUGGAAAAUCAAACCAAUGAUCCUGCAAAUACUUACACGAGACCUGCUGAGCCUCCCGAAGAAGAAAACAAAAAUGGCAACAGUAAACCUAAGAGCUUAUCCAAUGGGUUGCGAAAGGGCACCAAAAAGUACCCAGACUAUAUCCAAAUUGCUAUGCCCACUGAAUCAAGGAACAAAUUUCCCCUGGAGUGGUGGAAAACAGGUAUUGCCUUCGUGUAUGCUCUUUUCAACCUCGUCUUAACAACCGUUAUGAUCACAGUUGUACACGAAAGAGUGCCUCCCAAGGAGCUCAGCCCUCCACUACCAGACAAGUUUUUUGAUUACAUUGAUCGGGUAAAAUGGGCAUUUUCUGUAUCAGAAAUAAAUGGGAUUAUAUUAGUUGGACUAUGGAUCACCCAGUGGCUGUUCCUGAGAUACAAGUCAAUAGUAGGACGUAGAUUCUUUUUUAUCAUUGGAACUUUAUACCUGUAUCGCUGUAUCACAAUGUACGUUACUACUCUUCCUGUGCCUGGAAUGCAUUUUCAGUGUGCCCCAAAGCUCAACGGAGACUCUCAGGCAAAAAUACAACGGAUUCUACGAUUGAUUUCUGGUGGUGGAUUGUCCAUAACUGGAUCCCAUAUCUUGUGUGGAGACUUCCUCUUCAGUGGUCACACUGUUGUGCUGACACUUACUUAUUUGUUCAUCAAAGAAUAUUCACCUCGUCACUUCUGGUGGUAUCAUUUAAUCUGCUGGCUGCUGAGUGCUGCUGGGAUCAUCUGCAUUCUUGUAGCACACGAACACUAUACUGUUGAUGUGAUCAUUGCUUAUUAUAUUACAACACGGCUGUUUUGGUGGUACCACUCAAUGGCCAAUGAAAAGAACUUGAAAGUCUCUUCACAGACUAAUUUCUUGUCUCGAGCGUGGUGGUUCCCCAUCUUUUAUUUUUUCGAGAAAAACGUACAAGGCUCAAUUCCUUGCUGCUUCUCCUGGCCACUCUCCUGGCCCCCUGGCUGCUUUAAAUCUUCAUGCAAGAAGUAUUCACGGGUUCAGAAGAUAGGUGAAGAUAAUGAGAAAUCUACCUGAGGAGCAAAACAAAGGCAUCAGCUCUUAUACCAAAAGAGUUAACGCUGUAACCAAAGGUAUAGUUUUGGGGUUUUAUUUUAGAAGAACUGACUGGCAAAAUGAAGAAGUGGACCAAAUUUCGUGUAAAUGAUUAGAAAGAUGAACGAGGUAUUACCCUUUGACUGGUUUUUUUAUUCAUCCUGAGAAAGGUAUAUUCUCCUGCAGCUCUUCAUUGGUGACAAGCCCCCAAACUGGGAUUUUACUAAUGAGCUUGUUAAAGAGGUGCCAAAGAACAUACUAUUCCUUUCCUUAUUCUUUAUCCACUAAAGCCCUCUACUGAGUUUUUUCAGGAUUUUUUUUCCUCCAAGGUCAGAAGAAUUUGUUAAUGUUUUAAACAAAAUAUCUGGAUAUAUACAGCUACUGUGUAAAUAGAAUAACCUAAUGUGAGCGUGGUCUUAGCAUUAGGCUUAUUAAUGAGGGGGAAAUCUAUCGGUUGUAAGUAAACUUGAGAUGAACUUUGUUUUCCACCUUGUGAUGGGGAAAGUCUGGGUCAGGUCUGGGAAUGUGCACUGCUGCUACCACCCAAUGCACUAUGUAUCACUUUUACUUUUUUUUAAAAUGAUAAUUUUAUAAAAAAAAAAAGGAAAGGUGAUCUAAUAUGGAAGUAUUUGACACAUCUCACAGAUUUUAUGUGUGUAAAUAUUUCACUUUAAAAUCUCUAUGAAACACAGAGCUAUUUCUGCUAAACAAGUGGUCCUUGUGUAUACAUUUAUAUGCUAUCUGCCUGGUAAAUUUGCAUCUGGCGCCCCCAGAGCAGUCUGCUGCUCCAGCACAGGCCGAAAACAUGUAUGUAUGUGAAAGUAUGCUCAUGCCACUUGGGGAACAAGCCUGUGUUUCUCUCCCGUCCUACCCUGGGUGAGCUCUGUUUGACAGCUGCUAAUUGGAACUCAGAAAUGCAGUUGGUCACAUUUCACGGAAAGCUCUUUCUUCCUAGCUACAUUGUACUUUAUGGAAAAGCCAAGAUGGAAUCCAAAAGUGUAAUGUAUCCUUGCCUUUUAGCAAAAGACUCAGCUUCUUAUAGACUGGUCCUAAGGACAUAUGCCACAAUUGAGUAAUUUGACUUUGAUCUUGAAAUUACACCACGGUGCUGCACUAUAAUCUACUGUUGGAAUCAGUCCUCUAGACAGUUACAGCUACUCAGUAAAGGAGGACAACUGUUUCUAAAGUUCUUUGAGGUGAUACAAAAAGAAGAUGGAUUUUUAAAAAUCAGAUCAGAUUAAUGUGGUCACUUGGUUCAUUUCUUGAGACUUCUAGCAACUCUUAAAAAAGAUUUAUGGUUACAGAAUCAUCCACACUAGAUCAGCAGACAGGCCAAUGUGGUAGAAACGGGCAGUUACUUUUAUUUUGAAGGUGAAAAUUUCCCUUCACAUGAGAAUGAAAAAUAUCCCUUAAUUUGUCAUUAUAAACUAGUUUGCCUUGAUUUGGUACACAAAAUUGACCUUCAGAUUGCUUGAGAGAAGCACAAAUAUAAAUCUUUUCAGAAAGGUCAUUUUUCUGGUGCUAAAAUUCUGUGUAUGUAUGCAGUAUGGCUCUUUCCCUAGGUAAUAGAAGAAUCACUGAAGGGGAGAGGUAGUUGAGUUCAAAGGCAGGAAAAAAAGAUACUCUUCAUCUACUUAUUUAAAACGAGAAUUGAAAUCCUGAAUAUCUUUGGCAGGCUUUGAAACGCGAGGAGUUUUCUGGUAUUUGUUAUUAAAUAAACCAAUAAGAAAUAUAUCUAUAGCUUACCAGAUGUGCUUGGGCAGAAUUCUCUCAUUUGUUAAAUAUUGACAUCUGUGAUACUUAAGGCGUUGUGCUCGAAAACACAGAGUUUUAAUUCCUGCUGUCUGAUUAUUAGAAAAAGCAUCUGACACUGAAGCCUGGGUUUUGUGCUCUUGACAUUGGUAUAUUCCUUGAGCAUCAUAACCUGAUAGACCCAAGAGCCUUAUUCAGGAGUGUCCUAGAUAACCUACUUUUCUUCAGCUUAAAUAAGGAAGAGUAUUUAAGAUUGAAGAAUCAUGAUAUGUUAAUUAUUGGAGACCCUCUAAACAGUAAACCUUGCAUUUUGGUCAAGUGAUGCGGUUUUUUAAAAAAAAUAUACCAUCACCUUUUAAAGAACUUUAAAAACCUCUCUGACCUCAUGUGUGGAGACACUAUUGCUCAUGUGUUCCUUACAUGUAUGUGUCAUAGAUGUCUAAUAGACACUGAGGAAGCAUGUGAUUUGAAGAGAAGGAGGAAAAACACCAAAGUUUCAAGAUGGGAAAAUAAAAGAAAUAGAGAAACUCCUUUACAUUUAGCAAAGCAAACUUGAGGCUUUACCUCACAUGCUACUUCGUGAUUUAAAACUUAAACAUUACUAUCUUGCCUUUGAAAUGGUCAAAUUUUGGAGCUCCUUUUCCUUGCUAAUUACCAUGCAAGAUUUUACCCAUUAUUCUUGUGUUUGUAGACCAGUGCUCCCGUUUGAAGCUUUUCUUGUAAUUAGCCCUUCUGCACAAUAUAAUGUAUGAUUCCCAUAAAUUAUGGCAUAUUUGUUCCAAAUUCUUUUAAAUGGAAAAUGGGUUCCUCUCAGAUUCUAUUUUUUGAGCUCCUCUGCAGCUCUGAAAAUACAACAUUGCUCCCGGUUCCACCCAAAGUAUUUUAAAUUUGUUGUUUAAUUUACUGGCAUCUUGGAAAACGAGGUUUGCUGAGGAAGGAAGGCUGUUUUGGGCAGACGAGCCCAGGCCCCUGGUCUAGUGUAAUGAUGACCUUGCAGAAGGUUCUUUGCUGUAUACCAGUGCCCCCUCGUGGAAAUACAUUAUGUGACUCGGAACGCAAACUUGACACUAUAGAGUAUAUUUUCAAGUUUUUAAAAGACGUUUAUUUGGGGUUUUGUUUUGGGUUUUUUUGCCAGUAACUUGAAAGCAUCAUGCAAAAGGGAUUACUUUAAAGGUAUUUUAAACCUUUCCUGAAGGGAAGAUGUGCUUAGAUCCCAGGGAGUUGCAAUUCUGGUCUCUUGUCCAUUUGAUCAAAGAAAAUUUGCAGACCAUUUUACCUCUCAUUAUCACAAUCAUUAAUGUCUCCCUUUAUAACUACCUAUACUUUGUUUACUUUGAAACACCAGGUUGGCAGUCUUUCUUAUUUUUUAUUUUUAUUUUUUUACAUGCUAGAGCUCAUGCAGUUUCUUUUAAAGUUCACAUCUUGUUUCUUCAAUAUUUUAAACAUUUCCUUUUUAUUUCUUUGUUGUUUUUGUUUUGCACUGUAAAACUAUUUAAAAAUUUAAGCCGGUCUUAACAUAUUCACUUCUGUAGUGCAAGGAAGUGUGAGAAGGAAUUUCUUGAUAAAUGAGUUUACAAGUUUUAAAUGGAGCAUAUUAUAAGUAAUAUACUCUGUGUUGAAGGCUUUUCUAUUUGUAUGUAUAAAUAUUUCUGGUAUUUUUUUAAUGUCCUUGUGUUGCAAUAAUUUAACUCCUUUGACUUACUUGCUAAAAAUAUUUCUUCUAUUAAGAAGUGCUCUUGACUUCAAUACCUAAACACUGAAAAUCAUGUCAAAGGUACCCAAAGAUAAGUUUUUAUACAGAUACACACCUUUUAAGUUCUGAUUUAUUUUAUUACUCAUUAAUCUAACUAUGCUGUGUUCUAAAUGAAUCAUGAAUGAGAAUAGUUCUUUUAUUAUGGAAUUAUUUAAAACUGUCCUUUAAAAGAAAAAGAAGAAACUGUAAACAUAAGCUAAUCUAGUUGCCAAGUUGGAAUUCAUUAUUUAAUUUACCUCCUAUGCAAUGAUUAAUGCUGCAAAAUGUAUGGUUAUGUUAUAGUAUAUUCAUAAAAGAAAAAGCAUUACAAGGUUUGAGAGGUAGCCAAUUGCAUUCUUUCGGAAAUUUACCGUACUGUUUCAAUGUGUUAAGUGCCUUGUUGUAAAGUAAAAUUUUAAGUCUAGAAUUCAUUAUUUUCCUGACAUAUUUUUCAUUAUGAUAUAUUACUGUAUGCUAUUGUAAUAGUUUUAUUAAAUGCUUAUAUUUUAAUCAAACAUGUAAAUUUCAGAAGCUCUUUUCUCCUACCCCCAGUACCUUAAUCAUUGGUCUAUCAUAUAGAAUUUGUGUUCAGGUUUGUUGUUGUUUUUUAAAGAGGAAAUUAUCUUUGUUUAGAAAUGUUUUCCGUGCUUUUGCUUUUGUGUUUGUAAAAACAUUUCAGGAGGAAUUUAGGAGUGGAAUGAUAGUUUAUACUUCUAAAAAUGCCAUUUUACAUUUACAUUUUAAGUGCCUAAUUUUUAAAACUAAUUUAUGUUUCUACUCUAAAGAAGAUAUAUGUACUUGGUUUCUAAUCUCCUUGGCUUUGCUUUAAAAAAAUAGCAAAGAAAAAAAAAAAAAGCAAGAGCCUAUACUUUGUAUUUACCAAUAAACCACAGUGACAUCAA